AUGGCUUCAGCUUUUCCUAAAUUGCCUGGUUUUGUACCUACACAAGAAUUAGAUGUAUUAUACCAAUUUAUAUACAUUAGAAACCCAACUUCAGAAAGGUCUCAGCUGUUAAACAAGAAUAAAAUAGAGAAAUUGUAACAAAUUGAAAUUCUAAUCUUUUUUUUAUAGAAACAACUGCCAAAUAAAGAAUAUCCAGUACCUCGUAAAUAACCAAUACAAGUGCCAUCAUAAACAGGAAUGUUCAACCCUGAUUAUUUAAGCACAACUCAUGCUAUGCAUUUGCCAAAGGUAUACAAUCUAAUCAGUUACAUCAAUAAGAAUUCAAAUAAUGAUUCAGAAGAGCUCUACCAACCAAGUUGGGUUAAGAUGGAUAGACAUGUUCUUAGAUUUAGUGGCUUCUUCAAAGAGGCUGUUGUUGAGUCAGCCCUAGAAAAUUACAGAAUUCGCAAAUUAACAAUAUUUUACUUUUUGGAAGACCAUUCAAUUAGCAUUACAGAACCUAAAUAAGAAAAUAGUGGUGUUCCUUAGGGAGCAUUCCUUAAAAGAUAGAAAGUAAAAACCUCUCGUUAAUGAUGCUUAAGGUUUUAAGGGCUGAUGGCUCAAAAACAUUCAUUAUACCAGAAGACUUUAGAAUCAAUUAAGAUAUUGAGAUAUUUGGCAAAACCAUAAGACUUUAUGAUUGUGAUCAAUAUACAAGAGAAUUUUAUGAGGUUUCAUUCUAAUUUUAAAUUUCUUAUAGGGUAUUGGAUAACCACAAGAGCAAUCAUUCACACCAUAAUCAGAUUAAUUUGAAACAAAGACUAUGACUAAGUAUAUCCCUUAGAAAGAUACAGUCAUGAAGGACUACUUAGAACAUAAAUUAGGAGGAGGAAAAGUUACAUCUCAAAAGCAAUUCUUAGAAAAUGAUAGGAAAGUAUUAUGAUUCUACAUUACUAAAAGGUUUUAAAAUUCUAUGUAUUCUCUGAUAUUGAAUAUGUCUUGCAUUACUAUUUGGCUGAUGAUACUAUUGAAAUAAAAGAAAUUAAUUCUGCAAAUUCAGGAAGAGUUCCAUUUCCCAUGAUGUUGAGGAGAUAGAAGUUACCACGAAAAUUCUCACUCAAUUAACCUGGAUAAACAUAUGCUGAAGAUUUCAUAAGACCAUAAGACAUUCAAUUUGGAUAACCAUUAAUUAUUUAUAACAGAAAAUUUACCAUUCAAGGUUGUGAUCCCUUUACAAGACAUUAUUAUUAAGAAAAGUUUGAUGUUGAUUUUCCUUUGGGUGGUUAGGAAGAGUAAUAAAUAGAAUAAAGAUCAAGUAUUUUUAUAAUUAAUAAUAUUAUUAAUUAGACAUUAUCAUUCCUCCUCAUAAUGGUAUUGGUGAUGAAUAAGAUUCAUUAGGAUAUAUUUAUAGAUUAUAACCUAAACCACCCAAGAAGGAUUUCUUUAAAUGGGUUGAUAAUUAAGUAAAUCUAAGAUUUUUGGCCAUGUUCAAUACUACAAAACCUGAGGAUAAAGACAGGUUAUUAUAUUUAAUUUAUUAUUAGAGUUUUUGUAAUUACUUAUUUUUUAAAUGAUGAUAGUCUUUUAAUAUAUGAACCAACUGUUAGAAAUUCUGGUAUAUUUCAAAAUUUUAAUUUUAUUAGGUAUUCCAGAUGGUAAAUUUUUGGAGAAAAGAAAAUACAAAAACGCAUAUAAUAAUAAUGAGUUUUUCUCACCUAAAGAUUUGAUUGUAGGAAAUGAAGUUAUGAUUAAUGGAUGGAAGUUUUAAUUACUGGAUUGUGAUGAAUUCACUAAAAAAUGGUAUGCUGAUAAUUUUAAAUGA
Molecule: messenger RNA, 1801 nt
Organism: Paramecium pentaurelia
Lineage: Eukaryota; Ciliophora; Oligohymenophorea; Peniculida; Parameciidae
Source: the annotation of a GenBank genome assembly